AGUCCCGUGCGAGAGAAACGCAAUUCCCGCUCUUGCUCCUGCUUCUGCCUCUGAUCGAUCUUGUGCAGUUCAGUCGUCCGAAGCAACGAUCGCAUUGACGAGUCCUGCUGCCGGAAACCAUGGAAGCUGUGGGAAGAUUGUGCGGUGCGAAGCUGCCGCUCCAUCGUAGAGUUGCUUCGAGAGGAUUCACCGAGGCACGAAGUGAAUCAUGUGAGAUUUGCAGAACGAUCGAUGGCAGCAUCGUCAAGAGGAGAAUCUCGUCCGGUCGCGUGUCGUGUGAGAAGGCUGCUCCAGUAGAAGCUCUCAGGCUAUCGCAGGCUCGGCUCGCGGAUACUUUGUCUUGCAGCAGCUCCGUGAAGGGACUGUCCGGCGCUCGUGUUCAAGCUCAGCAGGAGGAAGAUCGCCACAGAGAUUCAGCGACCCUUGAUGCUGGAGCCAGUCAGGCGAGCGAAUCCCUUGUGGAGGCGGGAAGAGGACGGGGAAAGAUGUGGGCCUUCGUUACCAGCCUCUCGUUGCAGGGCGCCGUGACGCUGCGUGCCAUGGCCAGCGAGGCCGAAAACUCUGCACUCCUCCAUUCAGACACUCUGGAGACAGCAGCCUCUAGGGCUCCCGAGUGGCUCGCGCCUGCAAUUUUCGCCUUUCCUGUCGUGUCCUACUUCUUGUUCGGCGUUUACCGGGAUCAGGUGAAUCCAAAUGCCAAGGUCACAGACUGGCUGUUCGGUCUGGUUGCUUUUGGCAUCGUUGCCAACAUCGUGAUGCAGGUUACCUGGGGGGUGCGAUUGUACUAAUGUGCGGACAGCUGAGCUUCGCUGAAGUUACUGAUCACAUUCUGAAGCUUUCGAUCACUUUCACUACGCCCGUACGCGGACAGAGUUGCAAAAUUCUUUCUGCGGGUUGAUCUGCUCCUGAAUGUGGAGCAACAUCCUUCGAACUGAUAGAUUAGUUCAUUCUAUGCUUCAAAGCACCAGUUACUGUCAAAUGAUGUUCCACUUCAGUUUUCCGGAGUCGGCAUAUUUUGUCUGCUCACAAUUGAUCCCACUUUUUUCCGGAAAACAUGUGCCCAGGAAAUGCAAUGUGAGUGGCUGCGCUGCUUCCUAAGACAGGCACGCAUGCCCAAUGAUGAUGAAUAUGUUCGCAAGUCAGCCAGUUCCAAAAUGUGACUAAAGGGCGUGGUCCAACAAUUCUGAGCCGGACCAAUAUUUGCGAGCUGGGUACGAGCAGCUGCUGUCCAGGCUCGCUGACCUACUCAGGUUGGCAAAGAAUCUCUGUGAGAGAAUUAAAUGUCCACAGCUUGUCUGCUUUACAGACUUGAGUCUGUGGAAAAUACCAGAAGUAGGCCGGCCAUCUCCAACUCCGUAAUCUGUUCAUGCUCUUCACAAGCUGAGCGCAUCCUUUGAGCAAAUGGCGACAGGGACGCUGGGUACGAGUGCGAGAUAGCACAAUAUUGGGUCUUUUGUAAUGCAAGACGAGACUACGUGCUCGUGAGGAAUUUUUUUCUCCACUGUGAGAUGAGACAUGGAUUCAUAAUUAACCUGCAACAGAGGUUUCAGGAACCUGGCCGAGUCCGCUUCGCAAGAAGCUCCUCUGCACUGGAGGUGUAUAUCCUGCUUCCGUCGUUACGUGAAUCUACGAUUUUGGCCCAGGACACCUUAGUGGAAUCAGG
This is a messenger RNA of Marchantia polymorpha subsp. ruderalis, 1663 nucleotides long. The record is from the annotation of a GenBank genome assembly. NCBI's taxonomy places the organism in Eukaryota, Viridiplantae, Streptophyta, Marchantiopsida, Marchantiales, Marchantiaceae.